This is a messenger RNA of Cordyceps fumosorosea ARSEF 2679, 597 nucleotides long. RefSeq names its product DNA polymerase delta subunit. Gene Ontology annotation, biological process: DNA-templated DNA replication; DNA synthesis involved in DNA repair. The transcript has 2 exons. Gene Ontology annotation, molecular function: DNA-directed DNA polymerase activity. The record is from RefSeq and is a predicted model, not a curated record. The coding region runs from base 1 to 597 and encodes 198 amino acids. Gene Ontology annotation, cellular component: delta DNA polymerase complex. Lineage: Eukaryota; Fungi; Ascomycota; Sordariomycetes; Hypocreales; Cordycipitaceae.
AUGCCAACCACCAGACGAUCGACUGGCGGCGCCCGCGCUCGUCCAGGACCGACCAAGGGCCAAUCGACCAUCAGCUUCUCCAACCGAGUCACGAAGCCAGUGCCAAAAGAUGUCAAAAACUCCAUAAUCGUGCCGUCGCUGCAAAAAGUCGAUGCGCCGGCCCCGGAGGAACUCGACGUGGACGAUGUAACCGCUGAGCCCGAAGUCGAGGAGCAGCCGUCACAGGAGGAGGACGACGUCGAGGAGGUCGUCGCUGCUGUGCCGGAAAAGACAGACGCCGAGAUCAAGGCGGAAAAGAUGAGCGAUGCGCAGAUUGGAAAAUAUUGGAGGUCGAUCGAGGCGGAGCGCAAAGCGCCCCGCGUGCACCAAGAGGGUCUGUCGCUCAACGAAAAGGUGCUUCGAUACUUUGACGUCAGCUCGCAAUACGGCCCCUGCAUUGGGACUCCUCGCAUGAAGCGCUGGCAGCGUGCUGAGCGCCUGGGUCUGAGCCCGCCGAUCGAGGUCCUCGCCAUCCUCCUCAAGGAAGAGAACAAGGGUAACAACAACAUCGAGACGGCACAAAUCGACAAGAUUCUGAACUCCGUGGUGGUUGCGUAG